This is a messenger RNA of Pseudophryne corroboree (corroboree frog), 2766 nucleotides long. RefSeq names its product tubulin tyrosine ligase like 5 (gene TTLL5). Gene Ontology annotation, molecular function: tubulin binding; tubulin-glutamic acid ligase activity. Bases 115 to 2634 code for a protein of 839 amino acids. The record is from RefSeq and is a predicted model, not a curated record. The transcript is spliced from 22 exons. Lineage: Eukaryota; Metazoa; Chordata; Amphibia; Anura; Myobatrachidae. Gene Ontology annotation, biological process: protein polyglutamylation; microtubule cytoskeleton organization. Gene Ontology annotation, cellular component: cilium.
UGAAGGUGGCAAUUGUGUGCUUAAGAUGACGGAGAUGACGUUAGAGAUGGGAGGGACGAGUUUGGUUGUUGUGGUAACGGGAGAAGCUGAUAAGUCUCCUUAAUUCUGGAGGUAAUGCAUGUUCCUGUGCCCCGAGAACCUGCUGACCCGAUGUGCCCCGCAAAGGAGAAUGAUGGCGACACCGGUGAAUACUCCUGUAUCCUGUGGACGGGAGGCUCGCGGAAAGUUCCCAUCCUGCUCUUCCAUGCAGAGGCGAUUCUGACCAAGGAGCUGUCACUGCGCGUGGUUGGAGAGCGCUAUCACCUGUCCUUCAAGAUGGUCCGCACAGACAGCCGCCUGGUCCGAAGCAUUCUCUCUGCGCACGGCUUCCAGGAGGUCAAUGCAAAUAGUAAUGACUUCAACCUGAUGUGGACAGGAUCUCAUAUAAAGCCUCAUCUCAUGAGGAGCCUGACCAGUUUCCAGAAAGUCAACCACUUCCCCAGGUCCUAUGAGCUGACCCGCAAAGAUCGUCUCUACAAGAACGUUCAGCGCAUGCAGCAAAUCCAUGGAUUGCGGAACUUCAGCCUCCUGCCCCUGACCUACCUGCUGCCUGGGGAGUACCAGGAUUUCUGCAAUGCCUUCUCAAAGGACCGUGGCCCUUGGAUUGUGAAGCCGGUGGCAUCUUCUCGAGGACGUGGAGUUUAUUUAAUCAACUCUGCGAAGAUAUUGUGCAGAAUCCAGGACGAGGAAGCGAGGCGAGGCAGUUUUGUUCGUAUCUUCCCCAGACACGAAACGUGGUCACUUUACGGCUCGUUCCUGGAACAUAAAACGUCUCUUAAUUACAUGCUGACAACACACCUCUUUCCAGACAGGCCACCGGCGAACGGAACCUGUGACUCCGCACCGAAACUGCAUGCUGCAUUGUAUGAAAGAAAACUGGUGUCUCUGCAGCUGCGCAAAUCUAGGAACCACAGGACUUCACGCAAAACAGCUUUAGCUGAGCCUGCUGCUGACAGCUCUGCACAUGAACAAGAAGAGGAGGAUCAUGCUGAGGAUGAAGACCUGGAAGAUAUACAUGACCAUGACACCUCAUUGCUGGACGUACAGACUGCUCCAGCACCGCCUCCCCGUGUCUCCAUAAUAGAGAUCUUACAGAAGGGUGCAAACCUGAGCAAGGUCCAGGCUCGCUUGGCUUUCUCUAGUUAUUUACAACGGGUUCAAAGUCGCCUUGAGAUUGAGAGAGACUCUGAGAGGUUAUUGCCGAAAGAGGAAGAGCAAAUGGAGCUGGUGAUGAGGUUCCUGCAGCGCGCAGCCAGUAAUCUGCAGCAAUCUGUGCGUCUGACACUCCCGAGCCGCGCUGUGCCGUUCCAGGAGAGACGCCGCAUGUUGGCAAUAGAGCUGGGAGACUUCAUUUGUCUGUACAACCAGGAAACACAGCAGAUGAGCUGUGAAAAAUUACAGGAAAGCGGAAUUGAAGGGGUUAAUCCUGUAGAUUUUCAGGCAUUCAUAGCUCAUGGCAGUGAGUGCGAGCUGGAAGAAGUCCUCACCUUUUACACACACAAGAAUAAAUCCGCCAGUGUAUUUCUGGGUCGCUCCAGCAGUGCGGACAGCAGAAGGAAAGAGGCAGGUCCUCAGGGAAGCGUGGCACACAGACCCACCCAGCCUCCAGGGUUGAAUGCUCAGCAACAACCGGGGAUUCAGUCCCGAGUUAUGAAGGGAUCUGUGCUCCCGGAAGCCUCCGUCUCUUCCGUUAUCUAUGGCUCUCCUCAUUCCACGGCCAGCGUGUCCUCAGAAUCACCAGUGACCAAUUCACAAUUGCUUCACCGAGCCCGCAGUUCCAGCCCCUCCUGUAUAGGAAGCCGGUUACAGCUCUCCUCAGGGCAGUCUGUCACCACCGGGACAUCCGUUCCCCGCACCCAGUCCUUCGGGACCUUCUCCUCCUUCCAGAGCGCUGCUCAAAUCUACAGCCAGAGACUGAGCCGCCCGAGAGCCACCAUGGCAGCCAGUGCCCUGCGGAGUCGAUGUAGCUCAGCGUCGGGAGUAAGAGAGCUGGAGGACCCCUAUAAUGUGGGCGCAGUUACAGCGUCAUUGCAGCGUCUGGCAGAGAGACAAGCAAGUCGCCAGCUCUCACAACAGAUGACUCGUCUGACCAUCGCCAGCGGAGCCUGUACAGGGACGGGCGGCCGCUUAGGCUCUGCUCAGCGACUGCUCAGAAGAUGUAUUAACGCUGAAAGUGAUCACCCCGACUCACAAGCCGGGGACACUAAACACAGCAUACGUUCUGCGUGGGACUCUGAGCUAGGUACAUCUGCUUUCCUACCUGGUGCCUCCACCUACAGUGCUUCCCACGCCCCACAGGAGCUGACCCCCGAUCAGCUAUCCAGUAACCAGCCCAGCGUCCUCCAGCCCACACCACCUGCCAGUCACAGGCUGUGUGUCGCCCGGAGGAUGUCCGCCCCCCGCAUGGUCCGAGUGGCGGUGUCAGAUGGGCAGAAGACCCCCGAAUCUCUUCUGAGUAGUGACCCGGGAGCCCCCCCUAUGAGUGUCCCAGAAGGAGCGCAGAUUAUAUUUGCCAGAUCCAAGCCUCCAGUCCCCCCUCCUAGGACAAUCAGCAAAGUGCAGAGGAAGAGAGAGGGGGCGGUCUGUCCCACAUAGCGUCCACAGACCGGAGAACAAUAAUCUUAUGAGGAGAUUCAACCAAAGCCGCGCACUGUGACUUCCAUCCCAAUGUACUGUAUAUAACAUCUUUUGUAUCGCUUGUACAGAUUAAUAAAUAACUUUAUGUAA